CCGAGUCUCUGCGCCGGAGGCUGGAACCCUCCGCAGUAAACGGCACCCAUGAAGGUGGAGGAAGUCAUCUCGGUUUCUGACACCACCAACUUCAGCUUCAGCACUGCCACCACUAUCCUGUGCCCGGUUAACCGGAUUUUCACCCAUCGCUUCCUGCCGGCUGUGUACCUCAUCGUGUCCCUGCUGGGGCUGCUGGGGAAUGGGCUGGGGCUGUGGAAUCUCUGUGCCGGGUCCCGGAGGAACAGCUGGAACACCCUCAGCGUGCUGAUGUGCAACCUAGGGGUGGCAGACCUACUCUAUGUGAUCACAUUGCCCUUCCUGGUGACCUACUAUCUCCAGGGGGACGUGUGGCUCUUUGGGAAAGGCUGCUGCAGGCUGACGCGGGCCCUCUUCCACCUCAAUCUCUAUGCCAGCAUUGGCUUCCUGACCUGCAUCAGCAUCCACCGCUACCUGGGCAUCGUGUACCCACUGAAGAUGCUGGGUAGGUGCCAAACCCUGGGGCCCCACUUCUUCAUCAGUGCCUUGGUAUGGGCAUGGGUCAUCAUCCAGGUGGGUCCUGAUUUUGGCUUCAGCAAAACGGAUAGCACUGGUACACAGUGUCAUGAUACGACAGGACAUGAGAACCUGGGCACCUAUCGGCACUAUGUCCUGGCUGUAACUAUGACUGGCUUUGUCAUCCCCUUCCUCAUAAUCAUUGGCUGCUACUGCCAUGUGGUGGUGGUCCUCUGGAGGAAUGAAAACGUGGACGCAAACCUCAAGAGAAGGAGCAUCAAACUGGUAGUGUUAGUGAUGGUCCUGUUCUCUGCCUGCUUCCUCCCAUAUCACAUCUUCAGGAACCUUAACUUGCUGUCCCGAGGCUGGCAACUCCAGGGGUCCUGCACCCAGACUUCAAAAAACAUCUAUGUCUCCUAUCAGGUGACCCGGGGCCUGGCCAGCUUCAACAGUGCCCUGAACCCUCUGCUCUACCUAAUGACCAGUGAGGACUGCGUGUCACGUAUGAGGACCUUCAGUCAAAGGUCUGGCCAGUCUCUGCGGUCUCUCUGGGAGAGGAGAACCCAGCGCCAAUCAGAUCAGAAGAAAACAAGCAUCAUUCUCUGUGAAGAAUUUGAAGAGGCAUGUGAUGAACUCUGAAUUGGUUGGUUAAAAAAAUAAGAGCAUAGUCUGACUAAGUAUAUGGCAACUUACUUGUGUGUGGUGCCCCAUUCCCUGCCCCUCCAGCCGUCUGUUCUGCCUUUUUAGAGUGCAAGCACAUUGGGGCCUGGACUGAGCCUCCCUCUCUGUUUGUGCAGCAGCUAGCCCAAUGUGGGAGUUACUAAAAGCUACUACUAAAAAAGUGGGCACCAACAUUAUAGGGCCUGGGCCCAGGGCCGGCUCCAGGCACCAGCCGAGCAAGCUGGUGCUUGGGGUGGCAGCUUGUAGGAGGCGGCAUUCCGCCCAAUCCCAGGGCGGCACGACCGCUUGUUGUUGUUGUUGUUGUUCCGCUCCGGCUGCCCUAUAGGGGGCAGCGGCAUGGAGGACGAGAGCGCCCUGCAGCAAGCCCGGCAGGGCAGCCCGCAUCCUUCCCGCCCAGCCAACCGGAGUGGUGCGGAGCCCUCCCGGCAGGGGCCACGGCGGGAGGGGCCAUGUGGCAACACCCUGCUGAAGCCCUGGCCGCCCCCCUUCUCUCUCUUCCCCCGCUCCCUCCCCCCACUAGCCGGGGCACAUCUGCAGGGCAGGGAGUCUCCCUGCA
This is a messenger RNA of Malaclemys terrapin pileata, 1729 nucleotides long. Its product is annotated as P2Y purinoceptor 1-like. NCBI's taxonomy places the organism in Eukaryota, Metazoa, Chordata, Testudines, Emydidae. Gene Ontology annotation, cellular component: membrane. The record is from RefSeq and is a predicted model, not a curated record. Gene Ontology annotation, molecular function: neuropeptide receptor activity. Gene Ontology annotation, biological process: G protein-coupled receptor signaling pathway. Bases 49 to 1131 code for a protein of 360 amino acids. The transcript is spliced from 2 exons.